This is a messenger RNA of Oncorhynchus masou masou (cherry salmon), 5574 nucleotides long. RefSeq names its product neuralized E3 ubiquitin protein ligase 1B (gene neurl1b). The coding region runs from base 289 to 2124 and encodes 611 amino acids. Gene Ontology annotation, biological process: ubiquitin-dependent endocytosis. NCBI's taxonomy places the organism in Eukaryota, Metazoa, Chordata, Actinopteri, Salmoniformes, Salmonidae. Gene Ontology annotation, molecular function: ubiquitin protein ligase activity. The transcript has 7 exons. The record is from RefSeq and is a predicted model, not a curated record. Gene Ontology annotation, cellular component: early endosome.
GAGAGGGAGAGGGAGAGAGAGAGAGAGAGUGAGAGAGAGAGAGAGGGAGAGGGAGAGAGAGCAGCCUGCCUGAUCGUCACAUUUCUUGCAGAGAUAACAUUACAGAGAAUGUCCAUGCUUCUUUAAGGAGACUCAGCGCUGUUCAAAGGUUCAAAGGUUCAGAAAUACCCCGAUUAAAAGGCCAAUAAGUAGCUCUUUACACCAUAUUGGACAUACAUCAAUGGAUGGACAACGAGAUAUUGCAUUCAGAAUUCACUUGUCAACCAGUGAAACGCAUCAGUGGAUAUAAUGGGCAACACAACACAUAAACCUUUAGAAGAUGUGACUCUACAGCCCGACCCUGUGGUGAGCAGGCAGUUCUUCACUCUGCACGGUGGCAGCGGUGGGAGAGGAGGUGGCGGGGGUUCGUUGGUAGAGAGGCGGACGUCGGCCCCCCCAGUGAUCCUCAGUCUGGAGUCGCCCAGGUUCCACCCUCAGGCCAAGGGGAAGAACAUCAGGCUGGACGGUCAGCUGAGACGAGCUACCAGGAAGAACAGCUUCUGCAACGGAAUCACCUUCAGCCAACGACCGGUUAGACUCUAUCAGAAGGUUCGUCUGCGUCUGUCUGGUGUCCACAACGGCUGGAGUGGUGCUCUGAGGUUCGGUUUCACCAGUCUGGACCCGAGUGAGCUCAACUCCUCCAACAUCCCCAAGUACGCCUGUCCGGACCUGGUGACGCGGCCGGGUUACUGGGCCAAAGCCCUGCCGGAACGCCUGGCGAUCCGCAACAACGUCCUGUCCUUCUGGGCCGACAGACACGGCCGUGUGUUCUACAGUAUCAACGAGGAGGAGCCCGUCCUCUUCCACUGUGGUCUGAGUAUAGGAUGUCCGCUCUGGGCCAUCAUAGACAUCUAUGGCCUCAUCCAGGAGGUUACACUGCUAGAGAGCAAGUUUGCAGAGAGUGUCGGGUCCAGUUGUCUGUCUGCGGCCCGUCUCAGUGCCUACCUCCCUCAGAGCAGCCACGACUCCGCAAACUACAACAACAACCAGCUAGAGAACAACCAGGCCGCCGCGAAGAUGGCCACGUUACAGCUCAACAACAAAGCCACUGCGAAGAUGGCCACUGCGAACUACAGCUCAAAUUCUCUCAACAACUGCAGCCAGAUGAUCCCCUGUUGUACCACAUCUUCCUCCUCCAUAACAUCAUCAUCAUCCGUCCCAUUCUCCACCCCCCGGUUGGUCCGAGCUGGGCUCCCCUCGCCGCUCGACACCGACCUUCACUUCCAUCCAGUCCGUGGCCCGGACGUCAUCCUGUCAGCUGACCGCUCUGUAGCGUGUAUCCACUUCCUUGAGUCUUCGAGGACUCUGGUGUUCUCAGAUCGCCCCCUAAGGGUCAGGGAGACGCUCUACGUCGAGGUCGGUCAUCUCAGCCUGCCCUACUUCGGGGCGCUCCUUUUCGGACUGACCUCCUGCGAUCCGGGGUCCCUCCAUGCUGGGGAACUUCCUGCCGACCCAGAGGUGCUGCUGGACAGGAAGGAGUACUGGGUGGUAUACCGCGGCUUCCCCAUGCCCUGCUCCGGGGACGUUCUGUCCUUCAGCCUGGCACCCAGCGGUGAGGUGCAUCAUGGGGUCAACGGGGCGGCCAGAGGGAGGCUGCUGUGUGUCGAUUCAUCGCAGAGACUCUGGGCCUUCUUUACCCUGCAUGGAGCGGUCAACAGACUCAGGAUACUGGGCACGCUCCAGUCCAGCCCUUCCUUCCCUUCCUCCCAGACCAGUAGUAACAGUAGUAGUCCAGACGACAGUGAUUCUGACCUGGCCUUCAGCGUCAACAGAUCCUCCUCCGAGUCCUCCCUGGUGACGGCCCCCAGCUCCCCUCUCAGCCCCCCUGUCUCCCCCACGCUGUCUCUCCCACCCAGUCUCCCCCACCCUGUCUCCCCCACCCUGUCUGCCCCAGGGCUGCCUUCUGGUGGUAAGAACGGGGAGUGCACCGUCUGUUUCGACCAGGAAGUGGACACAGUCAUCUACACCUGCGGUCACAUGUGUCUGUGUAACAACUGUGGGCUAAAGCUGAAGAGACAAGUGAAUGCCUGCUGUCCUAUCUGCCGCAGGCCCAUUAAAGACGUCAUCAAGACAUACAGACCAUGAUGUCUGGGACAUUACUGCAGCAGGCCCAUUAAAGACAUCAUCAAGACAUACAGACCAUGAGAGGACCGGGACAUUACUGGGACAUUACUGCAGCAGGCCUAUUAAAGACAUCAUCAAGACAAACAGACCAUGAGAGGACUGGGACAUUACUGGGACAUUACUGGGACAUUACUGCAGCAGGCCUAUUAAAGACAUCAUCAAGACAAACAGACCACGAGAGGACUGGGACAUUACUGGGACAUUACUGCAGCAGGCCUAUUAAAGACAUUAUCAAGACAUACAGACCAUGAUGUCUGGGACAUUACAUUAUAUGUCAUUACAUUACAUUACAUUAUAAUUCAUUUCACACCUGUUGUCCCAGGUCUAUAUCAGUCCUUGAUUAGAGGGGAAUAUAUUUUUUUAAAGCAGUGGAACUGGCUUUGAUGUCCAGAUGUAUAUUUGAAGGCUAUAGAGACAGACUGGACACCAUUUCAACAGGCUCAUCAAGGUCAUCAUUAAGCCUGACCAUCCAUGAGAGGACAAACUACUGGGACAGGGCUCUGUCUGCUCCCCAGAGACGUCUCUUACCAAACUGGACACUCUACACUACGGCAGGUCCAUCACGGACCUCCCCCAUCAAGACAUAUUGGCCCUGAUAGACUGGACACUCUACACUACGGCAGGUCCAUCACGGACCUCCCACAUCAGGACAUAUUGGCCCUGAUAGACUGGACACUCUACACUACGGCAGGUCCAUCACGGUCCUCCCACAUCAAGACAUAUUGGCCCUGAUAGACUGGACACUCUACACUACGGCAGGUCCAUCACGGACCUCCCACAUCAAGACAUAUUGGCCCUGAUAGACUGGACACUCUACACUACGGCAGGUCCAUCACGGUCCUCCCACAUCAAGACAUAUUGGCCCUGAUAGACUGGACACUCUACACUACGGCAGGUCCAUCACGGACCUCCCACAUCAAGACAUAUUGGCCCUGAUAGACUGGACACUCUACACUACGGCAGGUCCAUCACGGACCUCCCACAUCAAGACAUAUUGGCCCUGAUAGACUGGACACACUGCAGCAGUCAGGCUGGGCCUUGAAAGAGGAUAGGCAGGCAGACUCUCUCUCUCUCUCUCUCUCUCUCUCUCUACCCGAGACUCUCUAUCUCUCUACCCGAGACUCUCUCUCUUUACCCGAGACUCUCUCUCUACCUGAGACUCUCUCUCUCUCUCUACCUGAGACUCUCUCUCUCUCUCUACCCGAGACUCUCUCUCUCUCUACCCGAGACUCUCUCUCUCUCUCUACCUGAGACUCUCUCUCUCUCUCUACCUGAGACUCUCUCUCUCUCUCUACCUGAGACUCUCUCUCUCUCUCUACCUGAGACUCUCUCUCUCUCUCUACCUGAGACUCUCUCUCUCUCUCUACCUGAGACUCUCUCUCUCUCUCUACCCGAGACUCUCUCUCUCUCUACCCGAGACUCUCUCUCUCUCUUCCCGAGAUUCUCUCUCGCUAUACCCGAGACUCUCUCUCUCUCUACCUGAGACUCUCUCUCUCUACCUGAGACUCUCUCUCUCUCUACCCGAGACUCUCUCUCUCUACCCGAGACUCUCUCUCUCUCUCUACCCGAGACUCUCUCUCUCUACCCGAGACUCUCUCUCUCUCUACCCGAGACUCUCUCUCUCUCUCUCUCUACCCAAGACUCUCUCUCUCUCUCUCUACCCGAGACUCUCUCUCUCUCUCUACCCGAGACUCUCUGUCUCUCUCUACCUGAGACUCUCUCUCUCUCUCUCUACCCGAGACUCUCUCUCUCUCUCUCUACCCAAGACUCUCUCUCUCUCUCUCUACCCGAGACUCUCUCUCUCUCUCUCUACCCGAGACUCUCUGUCUCUCUCUACCUGAGACUCUCUCUCUCUCUCUCUCUCUCUCUCUACCCGAGACUCUCUCUCUCUCUCUCUCUCUACCCGAGACUCUCUCUCUCUACCUGAGACUCUCUCUCUCUCUCUCUACCCGAGACUCUCUCUCUCUCUCUCUACCUGAAACUCUCUCUACCAUAGCUGAGGGCGGCAGGGCUUUCUUUUCCUGUUUGCCUGCCUGUCACAUGGUUUUCUAACUGUGUGGUUUUAAACCUUCACGUGUUGGAAGGACAGCUGAGGGGACUCUUCUGUGAGUCACCACUCUGCCAAAUACCUUCUAUCUUUGUGCCUUAGACAAUGUUUGUCAAAUGUCUUCAUGUCCAAGUUCUAAAUAUGAUGCUAUUUGUAAAUGAAGGUGUUGUGGAAUUAAUGAAGAAGCACAUUGGUCACUGCAGACAGAUAUGCAAAACAAAAAGAGACUGUUUAUGUAAUGUUUAUAAAUGAGAAAAAUAUAUAACCUUACAUUGGCGAAUUGUUCAGGGCUUUUUACUAUGAUCAGAAAGAUGUUUGAACAAGACAUGCAGAGUGUUAUUAAAUAAAACGUGCUGUACAGAGUAUACAGGUGUCUCCUUAUAGUGCACUACGCUGGUCUAAAGUAGCACACUAUAUAGGGAAUAGGGUUCCAUAGGUCCCUGGUCUAAAGUAGCACACUAUAUAGGGAAUAGGGUUCCAUAGGUCCCUGGUCUAAAGUAGCACACUAUAUAGGGAAUAGGGUUCCAUAGGUCCCUGGUCUAAAGUAGCACACUAUAUAGGGAAUAGGGUUCCAUAGGUCCCUGGUCUAAAGUAGCACACUUUAUAGGGAAUAGGGUUCCAUAGGUCCCCGGUCUAAAGUAGCACACUAUAUAGGGAAUAGGGUUCCAUAGGUCCCCGGUCUAAAGUAGCACACUAUAUAGGGAAUAGGGUUCCAUAGGUCCCUGGUCUAAAGUAGCACACUAUAUAGGGAAUAGGGUUCCAUAGGUCCCUGGUCUAAAGUAGCACACUAUAUAGGGAAUAGGGUGCCAUAGGUCCCUGGUCUAAAGUAGCACACUAUAUAGGGAAUAGGGUUCCAUAGGUCCCUGGUCUAAAGUAGCACACUAUAUAGGGAAUAGGGUUCCAUAGGUCCCUGGUCUAAAGUAGCACACUAUAUAGGGAAUAGGGUUCCAUAGGUCCCUGGUCUAAAGUAGCACACUAUAUAGGGAAUAGGGUUCCAUAGGUCCCUGGUCUAAAGUAGCACACUAUAUAGGGAAUAGGGUUCCAUAGGUCCCUGGUCUAAAGUAGCACACUAUAUAGGGAAUAGGGUUCCAUAGGUCCCUGGUCUAAAGUAGCACACUAUAUAGGGAAUAGGGUUCCAUAGGUCCCUGGUCUAAAGUAGCACACUAUAUAGGGAAUAGGGUUCCAUUUGGGGCACAGACUUAUUCUUUGGUGUGCUAGAAUGUAAAUGUGAUUUCUUGUGUAUUCAGGUGUUCUCUCUGGCCCCGUUUAUACCUGGUGGUUUGUUCUGAUCUGCUCUACAUUCUGAUUGUGCCCAUAUUUACAGAAAUAUGUCUACACAAAGUAUUAAAAGUGUCUGUUAUCCA